UCAUUCACAACAAAAGUUAUUCGAGCGUUCCAAAACAACAGCUUCUGCAAACAUUGUCACGUUGGAGCAAACUGGCUCAGCUAGCUAAGCUGCUAAUUUCUACGUCCCCCUCUAGAGGAUAUGAGCAGUACUAAGACAUCAUGAGUUAUCUAGAGGAAUCUCCUUCCAAGCAGCGAAUUGACAGUGGGGAUGAUUUGCAGUCAGUCAUUAAGAGGUUGGAGGAAGUCCAUUUACAUACUCCAGGAAGCAAAGACCAAUCAUCGGAAAUUCCUGCUCGAAUUAGAGACAUAGUCACCAAAUCCAUAUCACCACUGGAUGCAGAUAAAGAUGAGGCUGCUAACUUAAUUGAGGAAAAUCAAAGUCUGAAAGUUGAGCUGUCACGUGUGGAGGACAGGCUGGCAUCUAUCCGUGCUGAUCGGCAGUUUCAUAGUUUGCCUGCAUACAGGAUGAGUGAUACAGUCAAGUCUCAAAGCAUGGAUCAGCUGUCUUUUAACUCGAAUAUUGCAUCCGAUUCGUAUGUUCAACAGAUCAGCUUGUUGAAACAAAAACUUGAUGAUGAGCAUACAAAUUACAAGCGAAAACUGCAAGCUUAUCAAGAUGGGCAACAACGGCAAGCACAGCUUAUUCAAAAGCUCCAGAGUAAAGUUCUUCAAUACAAACGCCGAAAUGGAGAGCAGGAGACUGUAAUAAAUGAGAAAGACGUGGAAAUUGAGAAAUUAAAAUCUCAGCUACGAAAUGCAGAUAUUGCACUUAAAGAAUAUGAGGGGAGAAUUAAAGAGUCAGAAGAUGAACAAAAUAAUGACCUAGAAAGUUCUUUGAUUCGUUUGGAAGAGGAACAGCAGAGAAACAGCAGUUUGCAACAUGUCAACAACAUGCUUCGAGAACAAUUGGAACAAGCUACUGCUGCGAAUAAUUCAUUGACACUUGAAAUCCAGAAAGUCACAUCUGAUUGGUCUAAAGCUUGUGAAGAAUUAGAACACAGGGAAUCUGAAGAGGAAAAAUAUUUUAGCGAAGAACAUGAAAAGUUGAUGGCACUGUGGAGUGCCAUCAAUAGCUUCCGAAAAAAUUUUAACGACAUGAAAAUUGAAACACAAAAAGAUCUUUCACAAGUAAAAGCGGAAGUUAGUCGUUCAGCGAGAACCAUACAAAGUGCAGCUAUGUCUGUUGAAAAGGCUCAACGAGGUUCCUUGAUUAACCAAACUACAUUGGAUGAUGAACAAACGAGAAGAGAAAAGGCUGAAGCUCUACUGCGUGAAAAAAUUCAAGAAAAUAUUGAACUGAAAUCAAUUUGUGAUAAGUACAAGGAUCAAAUUAGUUCAAGACUAAAUGAAAAUUCCACUCAUGUCAAAGAAUUAGAGUCUGAACUUCAAGACAAAAACUCUGAAAUUGAAACUCUAAGAAAGAACCUGCAGAACAUGGGUGCUGAAUUGGUAGAGCAAUCAGACAAGUGGGAAAAUGACAGCCAAGCCAGCAUUGUAGCUAUUCGAGAAGAAGCAGACAUACUUCAAAACACACUUCAAGAAUUGGCUAACUGUAUUAUUGAUGACACUGAAAACACUGCUCGAAUGUUGAACACAACCUUUGGUUCCAAACUGGAUCGAAGCAACAUGGAUGACGAAGAAAGUGAUAAUGAACUGAGCUUUUCUUCCCCCACAAGAUCACGUAAAAGCAGACAGUCCACCUCCCCGUCAAGAAUGGCUCGAAUGAGAUCCAUGUCCCCUGUUAGGGCACGGUCUCCAGCUGUUGCUGAUUCAGCGAUAUCUGCAGCUCAGUCUGCAUUAAAGAAGAGACAACUUCAACUUCAGGAAUUAAAAAAUAAUUAUGACAAUGUUUGCAAUGAUAAUCAAACUCUGAAGGGACAGCUUCAAGCUGCUAAUCAACAAGUGAAACAAUUGCAAGAUAGUAUCAACAAAUUGCAGGAUGAUCACUCAAGCAUUAAGUCGAAUAUGCAUGGUGUAAAUCAAGACUGCAUGAAAUACAAACAACAGAUUGAAUUGCUUCAAAAUGAAAAACUGAAUCUAGAAAAAGGCCGUUCGUCGUUGCUGACUCAAGUGGAAGACAAGUAUUCUGAAGUCGAGAAAGUGAAGAACUCCAAUGUUGGACUGCAAAGACAAGUUGAGAAUCUAGAGGAUGAAAAGGAAAACAUACUGCACGAAAAAGAGAGGAUUUCAAAAGACCUGCAAAGGUCAAAGGCAUUGAUGGAGCAGUUAGAACAAAAGCAUUCAAUGUUGAAAGAAGAACUUGUGGAUGUAAAAGAGAAACUUAACCGCUCGCAGCUUACAAAGGAUGUGCUGGAACAAGAGAAGUUGCAUCUAACUGAGAUUCUUAGCAAAACUGAAAUCCAAAGAGAAGACAUAGAAGCAGAAGUUUCAAGAUGUAAAAAUGAUGAAGUACAAUUAAAAGAUGCUUUGGUGAAAUUGCAAAGUUUGAACGAGGCGUUGGGACAAGACAAGAUGGAUUUAAACAAAAUAAUUCGACAGAUUGAAAUUGAAAGAGACACUUUACUUUCUGAUAAGCAAGAACUUGAGAUGGAGAAGUCAAGCAUGAAAGAGGAGCUCUUACGUACUGAAAAAGAACGUAUUGAAAUUGAAUCAGAAAAAGCAAGCCUUGAUCAAACACUGAACCAAACAGAAUCGAGCAAAGGAAAACUCGAAGAGCAAAUGCAAGAGAUUAUUCGAAGCAAAACCGAGCUCAACGAUUCUCUAAAUUCUGUUGCACGCGAAAAGGAUUUCAUUCAAAACGAUUUGAACCAAGCCAAGCAAGAAAAAGAACGCCAAGCUGCUAACAUUCUUCGCUUAUCCAAGGAAAAGGAAGAGCUGACAAGAGAAAAAGCUCAUCUUAUUGUACAGUUAAAUGGGAGUGAGCGAGACAACAGGUUGUUGUCAGAAGCUAAUAUAUCCAUGAAAUCAGAGAAAGACUCUUUAGAGACUUCCCUGUACGAACUACAACAGUUGGUUGCCAAAUUGGAAACUCGUAAGCAGCAAUUGGAGGCAGAGAAUCACGAACUUGUCUUGAAUAAAGAAGCCAUGACUGUUGAUCUUGCCCGUCUGAAGAAAGAAUACGAAAUUGAUGCUAUGAAGUUGUCCAAGCAAAUCGAAUUGCUGGAGCAACAGAAUGCUCAGUGCAUCAGAGAUCACGAAGUUGCAAUAAACAGAGUGAAGCAAGAACACGAAGAGGAGAUGCAGGGAAUUUCACAGGAGAAAGAGCAGUGCAUAUUACAAGCUGGUCAGGAUAACUGUGCAGCUAUAAACGAAUUGCGUGCUGAAAUGGAGAACUUUCAAUCUAAGGCUGAACGUGAGAAGACUAACUUAAUUAACGAAGUAGCUUGUGUGCAAAAAGAACGCGAUGAUCUGUUGAUGGAAGCAGAGAGCGAUAAGCAAGAGGAGCUUCGGAUUGCAGCUAGUGAAAAAGGUUUGCUCAUGGAGAAGUUAAAUCGCCUUGCGGAGGAGUUGGAUUACGCUAAAAUUGAGCUUGAAAAGUUUAAACGUGAAGCAACACAGAGAGCUUCUCAAGAAAAGGACUUGUUGAAUAACAGCCAGAUGGAAUUGAAGUCAGUAAAAGAUCAGUUGAAUGAAACGAUAUCACAAUACGAAAGCAAAAUAAAUGAACUCACAAGUGCUGUUGAAGACUUGACCAGAAACAAAGACUUGUUGUCAAAGGAACUGUCGGAUUUGAAACUGCAGUACAAAAUGUUGGAAGAGAGUCGUGAAGCUGUUCAACGAGAAUACAAGAAAGCUCAACGACAAUGUCAUGAUGUCACUGAGAUGUUUGAAUCGUCCCAGAAGGAUGUGUCUGAAUACAAACGUUGGCUGAAGGACUCUGAAACAGAGAAAGAAAUCACAUUGAACAGCGUGAACGAGCUGCAUGAAGUCGUGAAAGCAACGGAAGGAGAGAAGAUAACCUACAAGCAGAAGUUAGACGAAGCCAAUAAAAUGAUGGCGCAAUUAGAAGAAUCAAAUCUUGCCCAAAUGAAAGAAGCAGACGAGCUGCGCUCCAACAUUCGCGAGUUGGAAGCGUCGAGACAAGAAGCACGACGUGAAAUACAACAACUUCAUAAUCAGGUUCGACUCCUUGACAAUGAUUGCUUAAAAUAUAAAAAAGAAAUGAGCUUGUUAAAAGAUCAACUUGAAAAGAACGAGAGAUUACUAGAAGAAGAACGGCAGGAUGUUUCACGCACCAAACAGAAGUUGGCAGAAUCUGAAUCGAUUCGUGACGCUGCAAAACGUGAAGCAAGCCAGCUAAGUAAUAAAAUGGCCGAUUACAAUGAAAAUGCUCGAGUGAAAGAGAAAGAUUUGCAAAUAGCUGUUGACGAUGCAAAAAGAAACGAAAUGAAAGCUGCAGAGAAAGUAAAGAAUCUGGAAAACCUGUUGGAUAAUUUGAACCAAGAGAAAUCUGAUUUAAACCUACGAUUAUCCAGCGCCGAAGGUAGAAACGCAGGGCUAGAAAACCAACUAUCGAAACUUGAAUCGAGUAAAAAUGAGAUUGAGUUUAAACUGUCGAGUUUACAUUCAACUCUUCGACGCACGUUAGGAAUCCGCUCCAGCCAAUCACCGAGUAAGACCAGAUCUCCUUCGCCGACACGGACGAGCAGUCCGAAACGUCGAACACUUUUCGGUAGGAAUAGAACUCCCGCUUCUUUCCAAGAAGAGAUUGAUCAAGAAGAAGAAAGUCCAACCAAAGAUAUGUCAGAUUCAUCUCGAUUCGACAUUACAAGCGACAUUGAUCCAGAAUUUAUUAAAACCUCUUUACGCGAUUUCGCUCAAAAGUUGAAAGAUUUAGAACGUGAAAGGGAUGAAGCGAUCGCACAAUGCGGUGGGCUUGAAAGACAACUCGUGGAUUUAGAAAACGAUCGAAAUGAAUGUGAGCAGAGAGUGCAAACGUUGCAGAAGAACUUACAAGAUACAGAAGAAGGCAAACGAGGGGCUGAUGGCAGGCUAAGUAGUGCACAAACAGCGUUGAUGCUACAAGAAGAGACGAUACGACGUUUGGAGCGAGAACGGAAAGUGUUAAAUGAAAAACUUCAAGCUCUUGAAACAAACCUAGCUCAAAGUGAAUCAGAUAGAAGAGCGUUGAAAGAGAAACACGCCAAACUUGUCAAGAAUGAAACGCGAUCUGAACAAGAACGUGAAGCAAUGAGGGCUCAGAUUGACAAUGCAGAGUCAAGAAUUACGAGAAUUGACUUGAAGAAAAAAUCACUCGAAGGUGACAUUGAGCGCUUGCGUAUGCAGCACCAAGAUUCCGAGACUGAAAGACAUACCCUUAAACAACGUGUCGAACAACUGAGUCGCCUACAACAAGAAUCAGAACAAAAUAAUACAACUCUUCAACUGACUAUUGAUCGUUUAAAUACAGCAUUGUCGAAGAGCAGUGACCAGGAGAAACUGUUCAAACAAAAAGUCACUGAACUAUCAAUGUCUCUCAACGAAACAAACUCCUCCACACAGUCGCUUCAAGAUAAGCUUCAGCAAGUGCAACGUGCUCUUGUGAACAGUGAGCAGGAGAGACAUCUUUUACAUGAAAAGCACGAACAGUUUAAAUUGCAACAACUAGAAGCAAAAAGAACGAUCGAAUCGCUGAAUGAAAAAAUACAAAUGUUGAAGCAUAAUAUUGCAGAUGCUGAGAGCAAGAGGUUAGAUUUGGAAAGUGAAUUACGUCAAACGCAACAGCUAAUGCAUAAAAGACAAACUACAGAAGAAGAUCUGGGUACUAAAUUGGUUAAACUGCAGGAAGAAAAACGCAGUCUUCAAGACCGCCUUGCUCAGCAGCAACGCGUUUUGUCACAAGCUGAACAAGAAAAGAGGGAAAUGGAGAGAAAUAGCUUAAGGGUGGAGAAGGAUAGGAAGGCUUUGAAACAAGCCAUGGAACGUGCUGAACGAGACAAGCAGAUGGUUGAAGAAGAACUGAAUCGCACCAGGGGUGAGAAGUCCGACCUCGAUCGCUCACUUUCGAAUCAUGAUCAAGAAGUAAACGAACUUAGCAUGCAACUUUCACAACUACAACAAGCGUACGAGGAUAAAGAACAGCAUUACUCCAAAAAGGUAACCGACUUGCAAACUCGACAUCGUGAAGAAUUAGAUCGCGAAAAUGAACGCAACAAAAACGCACAACAACACUUAGAGCGGACGCAUGCUGCACGCGAACGGGCGCACAAGCAACGCACACGAGGGCUGGAGGAGCAAAUCAACACGCUAAAAGAUCAGCUGAACAAAGAAAUGCAACAAAAGCAAUCCUUCAUCAAUAGAACGACCCUCAAGAACGAUGAAAUGCGAGAUAUUCGUCACAAAUUGGCGUCGUCGUUAACAGAAGUGUCAAAAAAUGCCGACUUAAACGUGCUGGAACGCGAAUCUCGCAAGCUAGACGAGACAGCUGAUUCGCAUCACAGCUUCAGUGGACGCUCUUCAUUCACCAGUUCAACUCCUUUUCAAAGAAGAGCGAAAUCAUCCUCUCCUCUUGCUAGAAUGUCACCCGACAGAUAUAACAACAACUACGUUUUGCCGCCGUCAAGUGACGCUGGUUUCACAACAGCAACACAUCACGCCACACCUAUCACGUCGGACAAAAAGUCAAGCUAUGUGUCGCCGUUACGCAAGACAAGAAAACCGUUGCAUUCGUGAGAGUGCGUGCAAAAAAAUAACCUAGAUCAUAACAAACCUGAAGACUGUUAAACUAAACGGUGCUGCUAACUUAUAUUCACAAAAAACUAGAUUUAUUUUAUUUCUUGACUUUUUAAAUAGCUUCGAUUUUUAUCAUGUUAAUUUAUCUAGAAGUAUUUUAUAUGUAGUAUAGUUAGAUAGCAUAGACAUUUUAAAUGUAUCGACAUCUUUUAUUUUGUGUGCACGUUUAAGUAAGUAUAGCAACUUCGAACCCAGUUUUUUUUUUUCAAUCUUGUAGAUUGUGAGAUAAAGAUGGUAGCUACGUUUCUACUUACGUUGAUUUUUUAAUUAUGUCAAUAUAUGUGUAAUAUGUAAUUAUAGGCGAGAUUUUUAUUUACUUUUUAGUACUGUCAUGGAAAUAUUUAUUUUACUUUUUUAAUCAAUUUCCCAAAUUUUGUCCUAGAUCGCGCAGUUUAUAAUUUACUGUGUUAGGACCAAGGUUUACGAACUUUUAAUGUUAGCAUUUUGUUCUGAUUUGCAUAUAGUUAAGCUAACAAGAAAAAAGUUAAUGAAAUCCACUAACCGAUCAUGGUGAAUCGAGGCAGAAAGAUACUCGCUAAACCCUGAUUCGUUUUUUAGGUUUUUCACCAGAGACUUGGACCUUGAUGACGUAAAGUGGUAGCGCUAGGUUUUAUUUAAACCUCCUAAACCACCAACAUAUUAGAGAUUUGGGAACAAUGUUGUUUAUAGAGCGCCCAAUUAUUCUUCUUCUCUUUUUUAAUUUUUAUUCUCUGGAUCAAUAUAUAGUAAAUUGUUUAGGGGUUCAGGUUACGGUGGAGGUGUUUUUAACUAACUUUGUACAUAUCUUAAAUAAUUGUCAUUUUUUUAAAGUGUUUUAAAGGUGCAAGAAUGUGAUUAUUGGAGAAAAUAAUUUGUAAUCUCAAUGUGAAAUAAAGAAACGGUUAAGUUG
Hydractinia symbiolongicarpus is the source of this 7563-nucleotide messenger RNA. RefSeq names its product rootletin-like. The transcript has 32 exons. NCBI's taxonomy places the organism in Eukaryota, Metazoa, Cnidaria, Hydrozoa, Anthoathecata, Hydractiniidae. The coding region runs from base 141 to 6614 and encodes 2157 amino acids. The record is from RefSeq and is a predicted model, not a curated record.